CCUGCAUGCGCGCAGCUCUAGCCCCGGGCGGCCGCGGCAGCAGCGGCAGCGCCGGAGCCCAAGGCAGCGGGACGCGGAGAGGAGCGCGGAGCCCGGGAGGAGCCCCGGGUCCCCGCCGGACCAUUGUGACUGUCUAGCGCCCGGGUGCGCGGCAAAGACGAGGACCCGACUCUUUUGAAUCUCCCGGCGUCUGAGCGCGGGGAGACUCUUGGUAUUUUCUAAUUCAACUCGUGGAUUGGAACGUGGCUCCGCUCCAAACGCGGCCGGUGACUUGUAGGACCCCAGCCCUGGCCUCGGCCGCCGCGCACGCCCUCGGAAGACUCGGCGGGGUAGGAGCGCGAGCCGGCCGCGAGUGUCUCUGUGCGCACCACGGGCGGGCCGAGGGCUGAUUGGAGGGGGGGGGGGUGCCCGGAGAACCAAUUUGGGAUUUGUUGUGAACAGCAUGGAGGAGAAUGACCCCAAGCCCAGCGAAGCGGCGGCGGUGGAGGGGCAGCGACAGCCGGAAUCCAGCCCCAGUGGCGGCUCGGGCGGCGGCAGCAGCCCGGGCGACGCGGACACUGGCCGCCGGCGGGCUCUGAUGCUGCCCGCGGUCCUGCAGGCGCCAGGCAACCACCAGCACCCGCACCGCAUCACCAACUUCUUCAUCGACAACAUCCUGCGGCCCGAGUUCGGCCGGAGAAAGGACACGGGGACGUGCUGUGCCGGCGCGGGAGGAGGAAGAGGCGGUGGAGCCGGCGGGGAAGGCGGCGCGGGCGGCGCGGAAGGAGGCGGCGGCGCGGGCGGCGCCGAACAGCUCCUGGGGUCGGGUCGAGAGGCCCGGCAGAACGUGCCCAGCGCGCCCGGUGCGGGCGGGCCGCUGCCCGGCGGCGGCGGCGGCGACUCUCCGGGCGACGGGGAAGGCGGCUCCAAGGCGCUCUCGCUGCACGGCGGCGCCAAGAAAGGCGGCGACGCCGGGGGCCCCCUGGACGGGGCGCUCAAGGCCCGCGCCUUGGGCGGCGGCGACCUAUCGGUGAGCUCGGACUCGGACAGCUCGCAGGCCAGCGCCAACCUGGGCGCGCAGCCCAUGCUUUGGCCGGCCUGGGUCUACUGCACGCGCUACUCGGACCGGCCUUCUUCAGGUCCCAGGUCUCGCAAACCAAAGAAGAAGAACCCCAACAAAGAAGACAAGCGGCCCCGCACGGCCUUCACGGCAGAGCAGCUGCAGAGGCUCAAGGCCGAGUUCCAGACCAACAGGUACCUGACCGAGCAGCGGCGCCAGAGCCUGGCACAGGAGCUCAGCCUCAACGAGUCACAGAUCAAGAUUUGGUUCCAGAACAAGCGCGCCAAGAUCAAGAAGGCCACGGGCAACAAGAACACGCUGGCCGUGCACCUCAUGGCGCAGGGUCUGUACAACCACUCCACCACCGCCAAGGAGGGCAAGUCGGACAGCGAGUAGGGCGGGCGGGUGCCGGGGUCUGGUCUCGGCCCGCGCUAAACAAUGCAAUAAUUUAAAAUCAUAAAGGGCCAGUGUAUAAAGAUUAUACCAGCAUUAAUAGUGAAAAUAUCGUGUAUUAGCUAUGGUUCUGCAAUAUUCUAUGUAUAUAUAAUUUACAGGUGGUGUAAAAUCCAAAAUAUCUGACUAUAAAAUAUUUUUUGAGUUUUUCUGUGUUUAUGAGAUUAUGCUAAUUUUAUGAUUUUUCUUUUUUUUUGCGAAGGGGGCUGCUUAGGGUUUCAUCUUUUCUAAUCCCCUAGGCUCCAUUGUGGGACAUGGGACACUUUUAUUUUUUAAUUUCAAAAGAAGAAAAAAAUUAAAACAACUUGCUGAAGUCCAAAGAUUUUUAUUGCUGCAUUUCACACGACUGUGAA
This is a messenger RNA of Zalophus californianus (California sea lion), 1845 nucleotides long. RefSeq names its product engrailed homeobox 2 (gene EN2). The coding region runs from base 443 to 1435 and encodes 330 amino acids. Gene Ontology annotation, biological process: multicellular organism development; neuron differentiation; regulation of transcription by RNA polymerase II. The record is from RefSeq and is a predicted model, not a curated record. Gene Ontology annotation, cellular component: nucleus. The transcript is spliced from 2 exons. Lineage: Eukaryota; Metazoa; Chordata; Mammalia; Carnivora; Otariidae. Gene Ontology annotation, molecular function: RNA polymerase II cis-regulatory region sequence-specific DNA binding; DNA-binding transcription factor activity, RNA polymerase II-specific.